GAAACACUAACACACAUGGUUUAGCAGCUGGCUUCAGUGGCUUGACGUUUCAAACAAGAGAAGACAGUAGCUAGCCUGCAAGUUACACAUUUAGCGACUUCGAAGUUGCAGAAAGACCUCCAGGUCUUAUGGACGUACCUGCCAGGGAUAGUCCUUCAGAGGAAGUCUCCAUCUCAUCUUUUCAUUCUGAAUAUCCUCCAGUCAACACUCGGAAAGAUGAGGAAACAGGAGAUGAAGGCACAAGAGAGGACACCUUCAGAGAGGACACCUUCAGAGAGGACACCUUCAGAGAGGACACCUUCAGAGAGGACACCUUCAGAGAGGACACCUUCAGAGAGGACCCAGCACAACCAACGGAUGUAACAGAGUUGUGUUUAGAGUUAGAUGCUACUAACUGUGAGGAUAAUGAUGACGACCUUGGGGAGGAUGGCGGACGUAGCGGAAAGAAGAGUUAUGCUGAGACAGCACGGAUGUUCAAGCUGAGAAGAAACCUGGACCAGCUGGACUGCUUCCACCGACAGAAGGAGCACAACGUGCUGAAAGCCAGAGAGGAGCUCAAAGUUUGCCGUCUGCAUAUUUCUGAGCUGGAGAGGCAGAGAGCUCGAGUGGAGGAGGAGAUAGAGCAACAGAAAGAGGACGACAACAGUGUGGCCGUGUUUCGCCUCCGAGCCCAGCACAAGCGCCUGUGUCAGGAUUUACAGCGAGAGGAGGAGCUGGAGUCACACGUGGCCACCACUCUGAGGGAACAUGAACUGGAAAUGUGUCAGGUGGAGGUGGAAAUGGGUCGUUUUUCCCUCCUCCGUGUGGAGGUGCAGGAGGAGGAGCAGGCCUACCAGGCGCUGCAGGCCCAGAGAGGGGAGGCCAGGCUGCAGAAGGAAUACACCUCCACCCAGAGCCUGCAGCUCCGGACACAGUGCCUCAAAGCGAGGCAGGCGGCCACACAGAAGGAAGAGGAGACUCACUGUCAGAGGACCACAGAGCUGGCCCAGGCUAGCCACCAGAAAGCAGCGCUGUAUCUAAAAGAGACUAUCAACAGGAUGCAUCGGGAAGAGGCAGAGAACGAGCAGCAGAGUCGAAGGCUGAGGCAGAAAAGGAUGCAGGCAGUCCUGUCAUUGAAGGCCAACAUUGCAGCCACCAAAGAGAGCCUGCGAGCCCAACAGACGAGGGCCAGAGCCCAGGCUCGGAGACAAGAGGAGGAGGAGAGACAGCUGAGAGAGUCCCUACAGACACAGGAUAUCAACAGCACCAAGUACAUCUACCAACAGAAAAAGCUCCAGGAAUUCCACCGAAAGAAAGAAGAAUUUCAGGAGAAGCAGAAAUCCAAACGGGUGGAAAUUGUCUCCAAGUUACUGCUGGAAGAGGAGUUGUUAGAGAGACGUAAGAGGCACCAUGCUCUGCUGUUCCCUCCCACCCAAGUCAGCCUUGUGGAGAGGUUGGCAGGGCAGGAGAGAUCUCCAGAGAAGCUCCUUCAGAGCCUUGAUCCACAGCCGGCAGAAACAAAGGAAGAGAAAAGAAAACGACAGAACACAGUGUUUAGUGACAGCAGCUCUUCAUCAGAGCUGUCUGACCAGGAGGAGAGCAGGGACCUGGAGGAGGACCAGGGCCUCACUGACAGCCUGGCGCAGCCUGAGUUCACUGGCCUCUGGGACCAGACACGUCAAGUUCACCAGAGCACUCCAAAUAAAGAUGCUAAAUCAUUACAGUCGCGAGCAGAGAGACAGGAUAUGUCUUUGCUGCCGGUGGGGAAACCUCCAGUGGCUGGUAAAAGAGUUAUACAGGGGAAGGAAUUUAAAGGCUCACUUUUCAUCAGUAAGCCAGAAAUCAUCUUCUUCAAGGAUUUUGAUGUGGGACAGACGUACAAGAAGAAGGUCAUCCUGACUAAUGUCAGCUACACAACCAAUUAUUGCAAGUUACUUGGUGUCACCAUGGAACUGAUGGAUUUCAUUUCUAUAAGCUUUGAGCCUCCUGGUCCAAUAUCAGCUGGGAUGGCCUGUGACAUGCAGGUCAUUUUUCAACCAAUGAUGAAUAAGGAUUUGAAGGGAGAGGUCCAGUUUGUGUCAGCAGCUGGCCCCUUCUCUGUGCCCAUCAGAUGUACCAUUAAGAAAUGUGAUCCGUCUGUGGACAUCGACCUCAUUGUCUUUGGUACCCACGUGGUGGGCCAGACCAUUUCCCGGGCUAUCACCCUGACCAACAGGGGGGCCCUGGGGACAUGCUUCACCCUGGUGUCCUCCCCCUGCCCUAGCCUAGCGCAGUCCCAGCUCCAAGCCCAGGCUCAUGCCUUGUCUGAGACCUCCUCCGCCAGCACCGAGCUUUCACAGGAAAGGAGCACUUCAAUAGCAGCAGCCUCUGACAGCCAGGAGAGCCCUGCAUCACGGGACUCAGGAGAACUCAAAUCAGAGAGGAAGAGUCAGGAACCCUUGCUAGUCUCAGACUCCAAACAGUCAGGGGCCCAGACACCUGCUGUGUCAGAGACCCUGGGGGGUGUGGAGGCUGCCUCAGGAAGACGCAGCCUGGCCUCAGAGCAGCAGGAGGGAGGCCCGGCCCUCAAGACCAGCACGGAAGAGCCCUCAGACAGCAGCAGUGACAUCACCAUCGGAGAGGUCAGAGAGGGGGAGGUGGGCCCGUUUGAAAGUGUCAAGUUGGAGAUCGUAUUCACACCCACCGUACCAGGGGAGGCUAAGUUGGACUUCCACAUCAAGUUCUCCGACCCAACCUGUGAACCAAUAUCCAUUGGGGUCCGAGGGAUGGCUGUGUGCGUGCCCGUGUGGGUGGCCCAGCCAAGCAUUGUCCUGAAGAUCUGCAUGUUCGAUCGCCUCUAUCAAGACAAUAUCGUGGUCCAAAGCAGAGCGAGCACAGCUCUUCAGCUGACAUUCAAGGUGUGUCCGGAGCUGAGGAACCACAUGGAGAUCCUGCCUAAGACCGGCUACAUCCAGGCCAGGUCCAGCUUCAACGCUAAGCUUAAGUUCCUGCCCAGACGUUCCUUGUUCGAGGAUGCAAAGACGUUUUUUGACAGCGAAACAGGAGUGCUGGAAGUCCCCUUGACAGUGCAAGUGGCUGAUCAGGUCCGGCCUGUUCCCUUCACGGUCCAUGCCGUCAUCACCUCCUCUGACCUGUGCUUUGACCGGACAGAGGUGGACUUUGGCCACUGCUCCAUCUACGAAUCAGUGAAGACCAGCGUGCGCCUCACAAACCUAACCCUCCUGCCCCAGGACUUUGGCUUUCUGAGCAUACCUCAGUUUGUGGAGGUCCAGCCCAACGACGGCUUCGGCACUCUCCUCCCAUUGGAAACCUUGGAGGUGGAUUUGAUCUUUAGCGCCAAGAAGGCAGGAGAGUACAGCUUUCAGCUCAACUGCAAAUCCGGAAUUAACAGAGACUUCCCCUUGUCAUGUCGUGCAGUCGGGGUGCACCCUCCGCUAGAGCUGUCUCACUCUCUGGUCCAGUUCGGAGCCACAGCGGUCGGUGACUGUUCCACAGCCGUGCUGCACGUGGUCAAUGCACACACCAGCCUCAACGAGUUCACACACCCCGUGCCCCGCAUUGGCCGGGACCCUGUUGCCCCGGUGGGCCCCCGGCUGUUCGCCUUCACUCCCCCCGAAAACUCAGAGAUUAGCCUCACCCCCAGGACAGGCCGGGUCUUACCUGGACAGAGGUGCCUGGUGCAGGUGACAUUCAGGCCCAGGCUGUGUGACCAGGCCAUAAGGGAAGAGACGGUGCGGCUGCUGUGUCGCUCCGAGGAGCUGUGCCUCCACGAGCUGGACAGGGUUACCAAGGCCGAGGGGAAGGGAGGGGAGGAGGAGGGGCCGUGUAAAAGGGAGGCCCCUACGGCCCCCCAGAAAGGCAAGAAGCCGCCCCCCGCCCGGCUCCAGGCGAAGCAGACCCUGAAGGAGAAGAUCAGCAAAGUGUCCAUCAGCCCCAAAACAGACAGCCCCUUCAGAGCCCCCAACCCAGCCGACAUACAGUCAGGAUCAGAGGAGUACGCUGCAGGCAGGGCCUCCCUCCUGCACGCCUUCCCUGAGCACUACAGUCGAUACGUCAUCCCUUGCUUCGUGUCCGACGGAGAUCCACCCCAGAGUGACCCCCAGGCCCAGCCAUCCUGCAGCAGCCCCCUCAACACGCUGUACCUGGAGCUGCAUUGCCCAGCCGUUAGGCCCCCCCUGGUGGUCGCGUCCAGUAACGGCCAGACCACCAUCAACUACCACCAGGUGGCUGUGGGACAGAAAGUGGUCAAAAAGCUCACUGUUCAGAAUAUUUCUCAGGAAGCCUUGGAGCUGAGGUCCUCAGUGUUGGACCUGAGUGGUCCGUUCUCCCUCCUAAAUGCUCUGAGACGGCUGGGUCCUGGAGCCACACACACAUUGUUACUGGCCUUCACACCUGCACAGGGAAAAAGGUACCGUGAGACUGUGGAGAUCCACAGCCCAAACAUGACCCUGGAGAUCAUGCUGUGCGGGGUGGGAGUGGAUCCCCUUCUCACCUCCUCCCACCAGGGUGGCCUCAUGGACUUUGGCUACAUGUUGGAGAAGGAGAGAGCCUCCCAGGUCUUUAAGCUGCAGAACAUGUCAUCUCUGGCGGUGCGCUUCUCUGUGCUGCUGCACAGCCUGACGCUGGGGUGUAAAGCCCAGAGUGGAGCAGACUCUUUCCCUGCCCUCCUCAGCCCAGGCCCAGAGGAACAGACACACCCCACUGUGGGGACCCAGAACUACAGUGGUCAGAGUGUGUUUAAUGUGACGCCCAUAGAGGGCACCAUCGCCCCAGGAAAGAGCCAGGACAUCACCGUGACCUUCCUGCCAGACCACGAGAGCCUCCACUACUCGGACAUACUGAAGGUGGAGCUCAUGAACAAGAGCACAGUGUGUGUCAUGGUGCUGAAGGGUGCAGCUCGCUCUCACAUCAUGUACCUGUGUGGAGGAGACCCGCUGGCAGUGCCCACUGAUGCCGUUCACCCUCUGCCAGCCUCUGGGGACUCUGAGCACAAAGUAGACUGUGAGGAGCCCCCUCUCCCUGUGCUGCUCACCCUUAGAGGGGUCUACAGAGAGGGGGCCAUGAGCCCAGCGGUCAGAGAGCUGGAGGUGGGCUGCAUCUGCUCCACACAGCCUAUGGCCAAGAAGAACGUGGAGUUCAGCUGGGAGGGCCUUCAGGCGCUGCAACAGAGGGGCUUCAGCGUGGAGCCGACCAGGGGCACGGUGGACGCUGGCCACAGACGCACCAUCACUGUGAUCUGGACUCCUCCUUGUGGCCUUAAGCCGAAUGAGGUGGUGCAGGUGUGUGCGCCCCUCACCCUGAGAGGAGACGAGACAGAGGUAUACAGUGUCACCCUGCUGGCCUUGGCAUCCAGAGCUAGUCAAGACCCUUCACACACACACUAACCAAUAUGCAAACAUAUAGAACACUUCACACACUAACCAAUAUCCAAAGAACACUUCAGAUGGGACUGGAGGAAGACAAACUUAACUCAUUGUUAUAUGUUUAAAUAUUGUUUAAAUACUUUAGUGUAAUAUGAGCGUGGACAAAAUGUCCCUUUGUUGUCAUGGUACUUAUUGGAAAUAAUAUUCAAUGUUUUAAAGCAUAAUUUUUAAGGCACUUUGUGGACAAGUUAGAUGAAUAUGGGUUAUUUUAUAAGCAAGAAAAUUGUGGAAAAAAUAUUAAACAUUGACAACAAUGUAUUUCAAUAAAGACCUAUGGGCAUAAUCACA
Messenger RNA from Salmo salar (Atlantic salmon), 5690 nucleotides. RefSeq names its product cilia and flagella associated protein 74 (gene cfap74). Lineage: Eukaryota; Metazoa; Chordata; Actinopteri; Salmoniformes; Salmonidae. The record is from RefSeq and is a predicted model, not a curated record.